Pseudovirgaria hyperparasitica is the source of this 1725-nucleotide messenger RNA. RefSeq names its product putative major facilitator superfamily transporter. The transcript has 2 exons. Lineage: Eukaryota; Fungi; Ascomycota; Dothideomycetes; Acrospermales; Acrospermaceae. The record is from RefSeq and is a predicted model, not a curated record. Gene Ontology annotation, molecular function: transmembrane transporter activity. The coding region runs from base 1 to 1725 and encodes 574 amino acids. Gene Ontology annotation, biological process: transmembrane transport.
AUGGCAUCAGAUACACAGGAUGAUAUUUCCGAUAAUCAACCCACGGCAGAUUCUCACCCGAUCAUAUCACCUACCACGACCGAGAAAGCGACUUUCAGCGCACAGUGCAAGCCGCACAAAGACGCUAUAAAAACAGUAUUCAUUAUGGUCGCUAUCUGUCUUGCAUCGUUCCCAGCGGCUCUUGAUGCCACCAUGAUUCCUACGGCUCUCCCUACCAUCACGGAAACCUUCCAGGCCUCAGAUUCCUCUUUCGCCUGGAUCGGAUCUUCCUUUUUGAUCGGAGCUGCCGCAGCCAUGCCGCUCUGGAGCAAGACCAGUGAUAUCUUCGGCCGCAAGCCUAUGUUGAUGGGUGCGAGCCUGGCUUUCAUCGCUGGGAGCAUCUUAUGUGCGUUGUCUCGGACGAUUGGCAUACUCAUUCUUGGUCGAGCAGUCCAGGGCAUGGGUGGCGGUGGCCUAAUGGUACUGCCUAACAUUAUCAUCAGCGAUCUAUUCAGCAUGCGACAACGAGGCUUGUUUUUGGCUAUCGUUGGCAUGGUCUGGUCAUUCGCAACAGCGAUAGGACCAAUUAUUGGUGGAUCAUUCACUCAAUAUGUCAAUUGGAGAUGGGUUUUUUUGGAUCAAUGGUCAGUUGCAUUACCCAUAGAGGGCCUCUCUCUUGUUCUCAUUUUCUUCUUGCUUGACAUUCCAAAGCCUGACGUGCCUGUCAUUGAAGGACUGAAGACCAUUGACUGGAUUGGUGGAAUCGCGCUUGUCGGAGCCACGAUCAUGUUACUAUUUGGACUUCAGCUCGGAAGUUCAACACACCUAUGGAAGUCCGCUUCUGUCGUCUGCCUCAUAAUCUUUGAAGCGUUGAUCUUCAUUUUCGCUUUCGUUUACGAAUGGAAAUUCGCCUCAUGUCCAAUUGUUCCAAUCCGCAUCCUGAAGAAUCUAUCGAACCUUGCGACCCUGAUUGUCUGUGUCACACACGGCGUGGUGUACAUUUCAGUCGCCUAUUUCAUGCCAUUGUAUUUCCAGAUAGUGCUUGGUUACGAGCCUUUUCUGUCUGGGCUCUGGGGUCUUAUCUUGACGUUCACGCUUGCCAUUUCUACCGUUGUACCUGGGUUCUACAUCUUCUCAACUGGAAAGUUUCGAGUGCCAAUUUGGAUAGCUGCCAUUUUCCUGACUUGUGGUCUCGGUCUGUUCAUCGACUGGAGGGCCUAUCGUAGCGAUACGCGAAUGGUUUUCUUCCAGGUCAUCGCUGCAUGCGGUAUAGGUCCAUUGUUCCAGGGCCCUCUUGUUGCCUUGCAGGCUCAUUUAAAACCUGUGGACAUCGCUACUGGUACUUCUGCUUUUGUGUAUCUCCGUAUGCUCAGCGCUGGUAUCAGUAUCAUUGUCGGUCAGGUCAUUUUCCAGAACGACAUGCACAAGAAGCUUCAAAUGUUUCGGGAUAUGGGUUUAGAGGAUACUCUUUCUGGGAUUCUCUCUACCGGGUUCGCAGUUUCGGCGUCUUCAGCUGUCGAGAGAUUAUCCGAAGGUUCACAAAAGGCUGUGAAAGAGGCUAUUACAGACAGUCUUUGUAGGAUGUGGACCUUUUAUACUAUUGUCGCUUUCCUCGGUGCUGUGGUUAGCAUAUUCAUCGCUGCCAAGGCUCCGAGCGCCAGACGUGACAAGGUGUUGGCUGAUGAGAAUCAUGGAAUCCACACUGGUACCAUUGCAGAUGAUCAUGGGGGAGUAGAUACGGCCUGA